AGUGCUCAGUAGCCACUUUGUUUCAGACGUUUAGGGGCCUCAUAUAGGCUACAGCUCAGGGCGGGGGUCUGACUUGAUGGGCCCUAUUAGUAUUCCCGUCCUUUGGGUGCGCAGUGUUUCCAGCCACAGAGCCACGUCAGGCCUGUAGCAACUGCUCGUCUUCUACUGCCUCUUCCAAGGUUAGGAGAUAUAGGCCCGCCACAAGCUGGGAACAGUCAGAGACACAGAAACUGGGAGCCGCAAUUUGGGACAGCGAUACCGGGUUUAAGUUUUUUUGGGGGGGGGGAUUUUUGUUCGUUUUUCCGAACGCUCAGCUUUUCUCCGACGCUGAAGGCUUAAAGUGUCUGACUGUGUACGCUGUGAAAUCGUCAGAGGGGACAUCGGCAGCAGCGUUAUUUCGUCUCUGUGAGGAGGUUGUGCAGCAGCUGAGAGGGAGAGAGAAAGAGAGAGAGGGGGGAAAAGAUCGUUAUCUUAUUUGUGCUUAAUGGAAACGCGCAAUCAUAAAAAAUGGUUGCAUUUGGAGAAUAUCCGUGAAUGCGAUCGUCUUCUUCCGACAUCGGUGCGUCAGAGGAGACAUCUCAGCUAGCUGGACUCCGGGGUUGGGUGUGAGGUCUUCACUGUGCACCGUGUGCUGCUGGAGUGAAGGUGACUUGCGCCCCGUCGCAGUCGAGGCAAUGCGGAGAGGAGUCGCGGGCGAUCAUCCGGUUACUUUUCCUGCGCUCUGAGGCUCGUCUGGGGGGGGGGGGGGCAAUAAAUAAAUAAAUAAAUAAAUACAUUUUCGCUCCCUCUCCCGCACAAGAGGGGAGGAACGCGCGAGAGAAAGGCUAGAGCUUUAACAAUAAUCGAGGUUCGACCCAGCCGGUAGUUGGCGAAGGUGAAUUGAGCGUAAACGGAGGAGAGAAUAAGGUGAGGAGUAAAGGGUUGCGGGGUGGUGAGGCAGAAAGAGAGAAAGUGGUGGAGUUUUUGAAAGGAGGAGGGGGGGGGGAAAGGAGGAAAUAAGACAAAAACCGUUCUGUGCUAGGGCUGUUUUAUUAGUGGAUGUGUAUGCAUGAGUUCUGCAUCGAAUGGGCGCAAAAACCGCCCCAGAUCCGCCGGGAACAUCUUCCAGAUCGGCAAGCCUCCUUACCGAGACCCACAGAGGAGGGAGAGCACCGAAAGUACCCGCAAAGCCCAGCGCGCCGUGGCCGACUGCAGAAUGAUCGUCCAAGAAUUCAACACACUUGUGGCUCUGUACCGUGAACUGGUCAUCUCCAUUGGCGAAAUCACUGUGGACUGUCCUUCUUUACGGGCCGAAAUGCUGAAGACCCGAACUAAAGGCUGCGAAAUGGCGAGAGCGGCACACCACAGUCUCUCCUUGAUAUCGGGGCCAGAGGAUGGGGAGAUCCACCCUGAGAUCUGUAGGCUCUUCAUCCAGCUGCAGUGCUGUCUGGAGAUGUACAUCACUGAGAUGCUCAAAUCUGUCUGCUUGCUGGGCUCCCUGCAGCUCCACAGGAAAGGUAAGGAUUCCUGUGGCCCUCCCGGAGUCGACAGUAAGACUGAGGAGAGCUCAGACAUCCCCAUUCUGGAGGACACGUCUUCCUCCCCCACUGACUGUCCUCAGCUCUGCUGGCUGGUGGCAACUGACAUAGAAAACAUAGAAAAAGAUAUGAGGGAGAUGAAGAACCUUCUCAGUAAACUCAGGGAGACAAUGCCUUUACCAUUAAAGAACCAAGAUGACAGCAGUUUGCUGAACCUGACUCCCUACCCACUGGUCCGACAGAGGAAGAGGCGAUUCUUUGGGCUCUGUUGCCUAGUAACCAGCUAAGGGCCCCACCUUCGUGGGUAGGAGGCGGCAACAAAGACACCAUUACCCACUGUCCUUCACCACUUGUGUCUCCCACCAAUCUAUUACUGCCAUUUUCCAAUAAAUUGUCUCUUUCUCUUUUUUUUAAAGGCUGCCCAUUUUAUAAUUUUAUUUUGUAAUACAAAGAAGAAUUGUAACUGCAAUGUAAUGAAAACAAAAGUCAUGAACAUAUAUUUUAAGAUAUUUUGCAACAGAUUUUUCCCUUCUUUUGGUAAAUGAAGUCAGAUAUCUGCCUGUCCAAUGUAAAAGAGAAUGAGAGGUCAUUUGAAAUAAUGUCAGUGUUCAGUCACUUCCACAAACCUGAGUGAAUGAAUUUAGGAUUCAUGUUUUAAAAAAAGGGAAUAUAAUUGUCUGUUCUUGUCAGAAAUAAUGUGAUAACUUAUGAAUGGAUGCCAUUUGAAGAUUUGAGGAUGGCACUUGCAAAGACAAAGUUAUACCUUCAUCUGUCUGAGCUGAGAUGACAGGUUUGUGCACAGUAAGUUUGUUGUGUAUUACAGUCUCUGUUUUCUGUUUCUUGCUGUUUUUUCUUCUUAAUGUACUUAAUUUAGUCUUCCAUAAACCAAGAACCUGUACCCAACUUUUAACUUUCCAGCUUCAAAAUGGAAUAUAUGAUACAAUACUCAAAAAGAAAACUUCUUUGCACACAAUAUCUAUCUAUAAAUUGAGACAUUAGACUUGUAUAUACACAUACUCUUUACGCAAAGCUCUCUGAAUUAUUUUCAAAGUUGGAGUUGGUUAGCAAAGAAUCUGUUGGCUGGUAUGAGCAGGGAGGGUCUCCCUCUGUCUGAGGCAAUCAGUGCAGACAGGGGGCAGGCAGCAUGGAUCUUGCUUAUUUAUGAUAGUGAUCAAUGUUUAGGGCACGAUGAAGGUACAGUAGUCAAAGCUGAUAUAGGUCAUUUUACAUUGUUAAUAAAACUUUUGUUAUUGAAACCAA
This is a messenger RNA of Lates calcarifer (barramundi perch), 2777 nucleotides long. It is a transcript of the gene rgs7bpa, whose product is annotated as regulator of G protein signaling 7 binding protein a. NCBI's taxonomy places the organism in Eukaryota, Metazoa, Chordata, Actinopteri, Centropomidae. The record is from RefSeq and is a predicted model, not a curated record. Gene Ontology annotation, biological process: G protein-coupled receptor signaling pathway. The coding region runs from base 1049 to 1804 and encodes 251 amino acids. Gene Ontology annotation, cellular component: nucleus; postsynapse; neuron projection. The transcript has 6 exons.